Messenger RNA from Octopus sinensis (East Asian common octopus), 1824 nucleotides. Its product is annotated as sialin. NCBI's taxonomy places the organism in Eukaryota, Metazoa, Mollusca, Cephalopoda, Octopoda, Octopodidae. The record is from RefSeq and is a predicted model, not a curated record. Gene Ontology annotation, molecular function: transmembrane transporter activity. The transcript is spliced from 14 exons. The coding region runs from base 123 to 1709 and encodes 528 amino acids. Gene Ontology annotation, biological process: transmembrane transport; monoatomic anion transport.
UACAAUGUCAAGGAAAACCAGGGAAUUACAUCUGGUGACCACUGCUACUGGCCGCUGGCUGUGACUUGCGUACCCUUUCAGGACGAAGAUAUGUAUUAGUAAAUAAUUGAACGGGAUCGAAAAUGCUUUCGGAACCGAAAGAAAAACCGGAGAGCAGCGAAGAAAUCCCUAUGACAGAGAAAUCAUCGGUACCGGAAAGUCAGAAGAAUAUAUUGACAGAACUCGUCCGUCCUGGGCCUGAUGUUCCGAAGAUUUGUUCCUGUCGUUGGGUUUUCUGCUACUUCAGCUGUGUGGCUAUGAUGUUUGUGUAUGCAGUCAGAGUAGAUAUAAGUGUGGCCAUUGUCUGCAUGGUGAGAAAGAAAUAUAAAAAUGACAGUAUGCAUUCAAACGACUCCGAAUGUCAAUUACCUACAAAAGAUCAUACGGAACAUCAAGCAGAAUUUGAAUGGCCUGAAGCCCUUGUUGCCAAUGUACUCGGAGGAUUCUUCUACGGCUACACAAUCUCUAAUAUCCCUGGAGGUAUACUUGCAGAUAAAUUCGGUGGCAAAAGAGUAUUCGGUACGGCGUUGAUGUUGGCCGGCAUUCUUACAAUACUACACCCAGCUGUUACACGCGUCAGCGGUUAUUUAACUUUAGCAAUAAGAAUUUGCACCGGACUUGUGUCAGGGCCUUUGUUUCCAUCGAUGCACUCCAUCUGGGGUAGAUGGGCUCCUCCAAUUGAAAGAACCAAAUUGAUGGCAAUAUGUUACGCAGGUCCGUAUAUGGGCAACAUCAUCACCUUAAUGAUGUCGGGAUUCCUCUGUGCAAAAGGAUUUGACAAUGGAUGGGGGUCGAUAUUUUACGUAUUUGGUGGCGCUACUGUACUUUGCAGUUUGGUUUGGUUCUAUAUCGUCUACGACAGCCCCCUUGUACAUCCUCGUAUCACUCCCAAAGAACGGGAGUUUUUGGAUGAAGCUGUUCAUGCACAUACAACAGUGAAGUCUGUUCCCUGGAAGUCGAUAUUCACAUCGCGGCCCAUGUGGGCUAUAAUCGUUGCUCACUUUUGUUACAAUUGGUGUAACUAUACUUUAUUGACGGUACUACCAUUAUUUAUGAAAGAGGUUUUAUAUUUUGAUAUCAAAACAAAUGGAAUGAUGUCGUCUAUUCCUUAUUUUGGUCAAUUUCUUGGUUAUACAUUUAUCGGACCCUUGGCAGAUUCCCUCGAGAACAAAAAGAUUAUGAGUACCCGCCAUAUGAGAGUCUUCUUACAGACCAUUUCAUUCAUGGGUACAGCAGCAUUUCUGAUCGGAACUAGUUACAUCCACUGCACAGAGGCUAUGGUUGCUGUUGCACUUCUCUUUUUUGCUGCAACCUUCAUGGGCUUCAGUGGGGGUGGAUUCUUUGUAAACCACGUUGAUAUCGCUCCAAGUUAUGCUGGUGUGCUCUUUGGCAUCACAAACUGUAUCAGUGCUCUGUCUGGAUUCCUGUCCCCCAUCGUCGCAAAGGCCUUAACUCCAAAUGGAACUCAACACGAAUGGCAGAAUGUGUUUUUUGUUUGUGCAGGGUUUUGUGCAUUUGGAGCCUUAUUCUUUGGCAUUUUUGCUGGUGGAACCAUUGAGGAAUGGGCUAUAGAAAAAGGAUCUUCAUACGAUAGAGAAAAGAAAAAGAGUCUACUACUUCGACAUACAAGUGCAAACGCGGCUGACAGAAAGGAAGAGAAACAAUUGUAAAGAUGCUUAUUGCAGUCCCUCCUCCUUUUCAUUUUCUGUCUAUUUCUUGUGAUGUUGUUGUUAAACUCUUCAAACAUACAUGGGUAUGGUGAAUUGCUUAUCUCAUAGGCAUUUU